CCUCGAUAUAAUGAUAAGUAAAAAUGAUAACGUGGUUAGGUCCACGAUCAAAUUCAAAGCCAGUUUUUGUUUAGUACAUCCAAAAUAAUGUUAUAUUUUUACACCACAAUGAGGAUUUCAAUUUUCAUCUGGCUUCAACUGACAGACAUUUUCUCAACGCAAGAAAUACGUUUGCAAAACGACAUCACACAGCAAUUAAACGCGUGGAUUCCCAGCAUAUUUGAAAUAAACGACAAAAAUGCCACAGAUAUAAUCUGCAUCUCACUAAACCGCCACAGACUGAAGAGAUUCGAGGACUUGCACACAAAAUUCUACUUCGUGAAUAUUUAUUUUCACAUAAAACAUAAAAAAAACAAAGCUUCGCAAAUUCUUUGGAAAUUCCAAGAAAACAAUAUUAUGGCAUUUUUCGAAAAACUCAACUUCGAAAUGAAUCUACGAGCAAAGGUCCCAUUGGGGAAUAGCACGAUAAUUUCAGAUGCUAAUAUAUACCCUACAUUCAAUAAUUUCACAUUCACCGCUAUCGCCUCGUACACAGAUGACGAUUCCAAAAUCACCUACAAUAUCAGUAAUAUCACACACAGCGGUAUCGACAGCUGGCAACAGAAUGAAUGGUGGAAUCCAGAUCUGACAAAUCCGGACAAAAACCAACUCGAGGUAGAAAUCAAACGAGCUGCGCCAACUAUUUUACAACAAAUUCUAAACAAUAACCAAAAUUUCUCUGGCAAACUUGAUGAAAUUUUCCAAGUAUACGAGAAGUCCAGAAAAGAAAUAAUAUCGACGUAUGCGGAUUUCUCGAACAACUCGCAAAAGUAUUUUUACCACAUACCGCAAAUUCCUUUAUUCUGUUUCACCCUAAAACAUAUCGUUAUCAGUGGUCUGACGAAUUUCGAAUCGUAUGAAGUUGGUAGAGGGAUCUCUGGAAAUUUCGUACAUAGCUUGCUCGUGAGAAACAUUCAAGGGACAUUGAGUUUGGAUUACGGAUUUGAAAACGAACCAGAUUUAGACCUGCGUUUCCAAAUCGAUCGCUUUACUUUAUCAAAAAAACAUGGAACUGCAGAUGACGUUCAUGGGCAGGCUAAAUAUUACAAAGUAACCAGAACAAAAUCGAACAUCUUGUUGAGUGAUCGUCAUUCGGAAGUGAUUAUGAAUAGAUUGGAAUCAGCUUUGGCUACUGCAUUAUUAUCAUUAAAUAAAGCUUGGAAGGCAUGUGAUAUUGAAUGCGAAAUUGGCCAAAUUGAAAUUACAAAUUCAUCUGACUGGAGAACAAUUGUGGAAAAAUAUAGUGAUUGGAUUCCAUUUAAUCAGGUUGAUGAAACUUUAAAAUAAUCGUUUUCGAGGUAGAGAAUUUUCUAUAUCGUGUUCAAGUUUGAAUAAUUUCGUUAAAUUAUUUUGUAUUAUUUUACGUAUUUGCGUAUUUAUUAUUGUUUUUAUAAAAUUUUUCAAUUUCUUACAACUUAAUAUCGUUUACGAAAUAAAUUUAGUUUGAUAUCCUU
Messenger RNA from Planococcus citri (citrus mealybug), 1493 nucleotides. RefSeq lists its product as uncharacterized. The transcript has 4 exons. Bases 88 to 1326 code for a protein of 412 amino acids. The record is from RefSeq and is a predicted model, not a curated record. NCBI's taxonomy places the organism in Eukaryota, Metazoa, Arthropoda, Insecta, Hemiptera, Pseudococcidae.